Oreochromis aureus is the source of this 1602-nucleotide messenger RNA. Its product is annotated as zinc finger BED domain-containing protein 4-like. Bases 1124 to 1447 code for a protein of 107 amino acids. The transcript is spliced from 2 exons. The record is from RefSeq and is a predicted model, not a curated record. NCBI's taxonomy places the organism in Eukaryota, Metazoa, Chordata, Actinopteri, Cichliformes, Cichlidae.
UGUCAUUUCUGUUGUAAUUUUUUAGAUUGGCCGCUAGGGGGACAUAUCGCUAGGAGGUUAGCUGAAUGAGACUGGCGGCUCCUGUAGCUACGCUAAACAAAAUAUCAGCAGUGUGGACUUAUUUCAUAAUAUGUGAAGAUGACAGAAGCAAGGCCGAGUGCAAACUGUGUACUGGUAAGGUGUCCAGGGGAGGGAAGGAGAGUACAUCGUUCAAUACAAGCAAUUUAAUAAAACAUCUGAGGACACAUCAUGCGCUGGAGUACACCGAGGCUAACGCAAGACGAGAACAGCCACCUUUAACUCGGGUUUUGGAAAAAUGUCAAGAGAAAAUCCACGGGGAGUUAAAAUAACAGAGGCUCUGACUCAUUUUAUCGCUCUGGAUGACCAGCCACUGUCGGUCAUGGAAAACGUAGGAUUUCGCCGUCUUCUCAGCAUACUCGAGCCGCGAUAUGAGAUUCCCAGCCGCCCAUACAUUACGGACAUAAUGGUUCCAAAACUUUCAGAAGAGGUAAAAAAAAACAAACAAACAUGUGCAUAACCUCAUGCAGGAGGUUUCAGCCUUAAGUUUGAAUACAGACAUUUGCACAAGCAGUGUGUGCCCGAUGUCACUCCUCAGUUUAACGGCGCAGUGCAUUGAUGAGGAGUUUGUCCGUCAUCAAGUCACACUACAUGCAAAGUCGUUCAGGGGCUGGCACACCAGCCAAACCAUCGCAGCUGCUUUCGAUAGCAUGCUUCAGACCUGGGAUAUACCGAAGACGUCCGUCCACAUAGUGCUCUGGGACAACGCAAGAAUAUGAUAAAGGCCAUGAGUGAUGCUGAGCUGCCCAGCCUACCUUGCACUGCUCAUACUCUCCAUCUGGUUGUUCAUGAGGGCCUUCUGUCACAGAGGAGUGUUGCUGAUGCGGUGGCAGUUGGCCGCAAAAUAGUUGAACAUUUUAAACAUUCUGCUCUGGCCAGCUCCCGUCUCGAGGACAUUCAAUUACAGAUCAACCAGCCUGCGAAGCGGCUCCAGCAAGACGUUCAGACCCACUGGAACAGCACCUUUUAUAUGAUACAGUCAUUAAUCGAGCAGAAACAGGCUCUGUGAAUAUUCGUGUCUGAAUAGGGACUCCCUGAUACGCUCAUGGCUCACCAGUGGACACUGCUGGAGAAGGUGAUAUCUGUUCUGGGUCCAUUGAAGGAGUUAACUCAAAAAGUCAGCUCUUCAGAUGCCAUGGCUGCAGACGUCAUUCCAGCCGUCACUGUGCUCCACAGAUUUCUAACAAGGGAGACUGAUGAGGACCAUGGGAUCAAAGCAAUGAAGGGAACCUUGGCUGCAGCUGUCAGGACACAGUUCACUGAUGUGGAGGAAAACCCACUGUAUAGCAUCGCCACGCUACUCGAUCCCAGAUAUAAAAAUCGUUUUUCUCCAGCACCACAACUGCUGCAAAUGCCAAAGAGAUGCUGAAACUUGAGCUGCUAAGGUUGCCCCGAGACAAGCAGGAGGAUCAUGACCUGAAUGAACCACCUUCAAGAAAAGCACACAAUGACCAGCCCACUACUAGUCUGGACAGCAUGUUUGAUGAAAUUGCAGAUGAGCAGGCAUCAGCAUUGGUGGGCAGA